CCCACCCCACAGAAACACAUUUCCACUACCUAAAAGCAGGAAGUACAUGACUUGAUCAUCCAUCUAAACCACAUGCAGCAGAAACAGAAAAACAAAAGCAUUAAAACUCUUCGCGUUCACGCCGAUGUCGACUGUCUGAUGUACUACUGAAAAGAGCCGUGAGACCGGACAUCUACAGACCGCACAGUGGAUGUAUUUGGGCAGACAGGUACGGAACAUGGGGCAGCACCUUGGAAAACGUGAGCCACUCUCUGUUUCCAAGGGGUCUUCAACAGGAUCUGAACACAUCAUGGCGGACUCUCCUGCAGAAUCUCAAGAUGAGGUGUUUGGACUGGGCGAGGCAGACAUGAACCAGAACAAUGGUUGCUCCAGCAAGAGUGCAGUGGUGACUGACUCCAUGAACACUGAAGUACAUCACAGCAGCUGGACGCAGCCGAGCCCGGAUGACCCGAAUGCCUCUGGGCCCCGCCCACACUUGGUCCGCCUCUUCUCUCGAGAUGCCCCAGGUCGCGAGGACAACACCUUCAAAGACCGCCCCUCGGAGUCCGACGAGCUGCAGACCAUCCAGGAGCACGGAGGAGCAGGCUCAGAGUGCGGUUCCGAGUGUGCUGAACAGGACCCCGAGUAG
Molecule: messenger RNA, 628 nt
Organism: Myxocyprinus asiaticus (Chinese sucker)
Lineage: Eukaryota; Metazoa; Chordata; Actinopteri; Cypriniformes; Catostomidae
Product: myelin basic protein-like
Exons: 4
Coding region: 191-628 (145 amino acids)
Molecular function (GO): structural constituent of myelin sheath
Source: RefSeq, a predicted model, not a curated record